This is a messenger RNA of Orbicella faveolata, 3620 nucleotides long. Its product is annotated as histamine H2 receptor-like. NCBI's taxonomy places the organism in Eukaryota, Metazoa, Cnidaria, Anthozoa, Scleractinia, Merulinidae. Gene Ontology annotation, biological process: G protein-coupled receptor signaling pathway. Gene Ontology annotation, cellular component: membrane. The record is from RefSeq and is a predicted model, not a curated record. Gene Ontology annotation, molecular function: G protein-coupled receptor activity.
GUUUAUAUUGUUUAUCCUUCAGUUUUAAGCUUGAGUAAUCUCAAACUACACAAAACAAGAAGUGAAAAACAUUCAUACAAGAAAAAUUACUUCGAUUACCUCUUAAUCCUGGGUUAGCGUUAACCGGCUUUCUAACAAACCGGCCCUGUUUGGCGUUCCUACGUUUCUUUUGAUUUCUUACACAGUUUUUCAAAUUGACUUAUUCGUCAGCUCUGAAAUAGCCUAAAAUUCAGUGACUUAACCCCUUUAACUGGAAGUCACCCCAUCAAGCGUAUAACUAAUUUUGUUUUUGGUAAGAGAUGGAAGGUGGAGAGGAAUUUCAAACACCUGCUACGCUUUGUGAUUGUUAAAAAAAGCAGCGCUUUUUUGAAACGUAUGAAACGUGACAGUGUCUAAAAAGGUGUGCUUUUGCGGUUUUCUAUAAAAAAUGUAAUUGCAGAGAAAGCGAUUUUAGGAAACGUGAUCCCGCGUGAAAACUUUUCUGAAAUGUGUGAUUCCGCAUAAAAAUUUUUCUGAAAUGUGAUCCCGCGUGAAAAAUUUUCUGAAAUGUGACAAUCUACGUGGAAGAGAUUUUCUAUAUGAAAGUGUCACGUGAAACAACAGCGUUUCUCGCGGUUCGAAACGUGUGAUCGACGAAACAGCCGUCUGUUGGAAAGUGCCAUUCAUUCGUAACACAGCGAUUUCCUACGUUUCAACCGUGGAAAAGUACGUGGUCGAAAAACGCGUGAAAACAUGAGUGUUAAAACAGGGUCGUGUGAUUGGUGACAAACAUAUUUUAUAAGCCUGUGACUGGUGGAGACGUGAUCAUGAAACGUGAUUUCGCGUGGAACAGGGAUUUCAUGAAAUGUGUGAUAAGUGAAACUACCGGCAUUGAUUCCACCACAAGGGGCGAAACAACGUUUUUCUUUGUAAGGAAUUUGUAGUUUUCAAGUCUUAAUAGUGUUUGAAUUAGUGCGUGUGAUUCUGUCACAACCUCACAUAUGUUGCACUCAAAGGUGAUGCGCACAUCCGAGCAACUCUGAAUAGCUCUGGCAAAUUUCGAUAUUUUGGCCAUAAACAAAAUAAGUUGGCUCCGGUUGGCCCUUUGUAACCUGUUACUAUAAUAGUCACAAAGGCUAUUUUACAGAUUAGACAGGAAUAUUUGAAUAAGAAAGAUAUAUACCGAGGACUGUUUUUCGUUAGCUCGCUAGACUGCGUUGCCCUUCCGGCGAACUGAAAGAUGUUGUUUGGUGCUUUACAUGUAUGGAGUAUCUUAGUUUGUUCAAUGUAAGAACUUAACAAGUCAUGGUACAGUUUGUGGUAUUUUGUAGCCGUUAUAACUCCAGAUCGGGGUGAAAUACGUCAUGGUUAGUGGUGUUUAAUCAAUCUGUUGAAGUGCCGUUUUAAAACAACCUCAUUUACGCAUUGUGAUCUUGCAUUGACAAACGUAAAUUGGAAGGAAACUGGAGCCUUAUGGUUCUUUUGGUGAGCGAAGCUUAAAAAUAAUGGCCAAUUAUCGCUCAUUUUAAUUGAAACAGUGCCCUGUGAAAUUCUUUGUUAAACUGAGAUCAACUAAUUAAUUUUACUUCACCAGUCCAAAAACAGCAAAGCCCUAAUGAUGCUCUAACGCUGAAAACACAUUACAAAACACGGUCAGUUUUGUCUGCUAAAACAACCAACAUCUCGCGGUAUAUUAAAACGGAAAUUACUUCUAUUCUUUUGUUUUGGGGGUGGAGUAGUGUCUAAAAUGAGUGUUUAAAGUUGAACUAAACAGUCCGUUGCCAUCAUUUUGACUUCACCUCCGAAUGAACAUGCUAGCUUUGCGAAUCGUCGUCGCUGUCUUUUUGAUCGCUAUAGGCGCCCUCGGUAUCCUGGGAAACUUAGCCGUCCUGUUCACAAUCUCUAUCAACAAGAGAUUUCAUGUUAUGAGGUAUUUAUUCCUCGUCAGCUUAGCUGUCUCCGAUUUUAUUAUCGUUGCCCUGGUUGUUCCGUUUCACAUCGCAAGCAAACUGUACGAAGAACUCGAGUUCUCGACGGUACAGUGUAAAGCGAUUACGUUCUUGACAAGAGCCUUGUACUGUUGUACAACUUUCCACCUGAUUGCCGUCUCCUACGACAGAUACUUGGCCAUUGUGAAGUCUCCUCUAACGUACAACCAACACACAACCAAGGCUAAGACCCUGUUGUUAGUGGCUUUCGCUUGGAUUCUUCCAUUUGCCACAGCUGCCGGUCCGUUGUUUGCCAUAUGGGAAGACACUUUCUCGUUCAGCGCCAGGCUUUACCACUGUGAUAUCUGCCACGGCUGGGAUGUCCACAGCAGAAAUCAGCUGACGAGGUCCAUCGUCUAUUUCGUUGCCGCUUUCGCUGUCCCACUGUUAACAAUUGCCUGGCUAAACUUCAAGGUUUUCAAAAGAGCUACACUGGUCGAGCGGGAAAUCAUAACACAACAGGCCCAAGUGUCGCAUUCCACUCAGCCUCAGCAAAACAGCCGCCGGGAACACAAGGCCGCCAAAGAUGUCGCUGUUGUGCUUGGAGUGUAUCUGCUCUGCUAUCUUCCAGCCUGGACCGCUAUACUUUGCAGGCAAGUUCUUCCUCUCAAUUCACUCCCCGUCGUUGUUGGUUUCGUCACCAAUGGCUUGUUGCUGUCCAAGUCAGUUUGGAACCCUGUUAUUUACUGCAUUCGUAAACGGGAGUUCCGCGGAGCCUUGAAAAUGAUGUUACGUUGCAAACGAGCUCGGGCUGGGACUGACGAGUAAAGUAAUCAAGGCUCCCAAGAAACUGAAUCUGUCUUCCGACUAGUUACUCAGGAGCGAGAUAAAGCUUGUAGAACUUUUCUUUCGGCCGCUCAGGGCUUGUAAAACUCCUUGCAACAAUGUGUUUUUUAUCAAGUUUAUCCAUUUUGUAGAACAGUACAACAAAUAAAAGGCGGAACGAUUAGAAAGCGAAGACAGCAAGCCAACAUAUGCUUAUUCCGGAAUUGGCAGCAUCGGAAGUAUUUUCACUCCCCCUCUCCUCUGGAUGGGGUACUACAUCAUCGCAGGGAUACUUUCCCCCCACCCCCUAGUAAAAACUUAACGGGAUAGAGAAUAAUUAGUGGGAUGUGGGAUGCUGAUAGAACUGACAUCCUGGGAUAUCGAAAAGCAAAAUUGUUCAUUUUUGAGAGAUUAAAUUAACGAGAUAUUUGGGCCAAAAAUUAACGGGAUAUAAGAUAUUCAGACUCCCGGCCAGGGCACAAACCUACCUUUAGACCACAACAUCCCCAGAUAAACUGCACAGUUGAAAACUUUCUUGAUUGCCGUUUAUUUCUUACCAAACCAGUUUUCUUUCGAACUUCGGAAAGGCAGGAAACUAUUCACACUUUUUUGGACAUCUUUAUCGAAUUGGAACAAGUUUUAACAGUUAUUGAGAGUACAGAUCUGAAAGUAUUAGAUAGCCCAUGCAGAAAUGCAUCCUGGGUAAGAAAUUGUGAUGUCUCAUCUUAAUUCAGCUACGGCAAUCUUUGAUUUCGUUUGUAUCAUUGUCAGUGAAAAAUUAAAACUGUUAUCUCGCCAGCCAAGGCAGUCACUGUCAUUAAAGGAGCUCAGUCACGGUAUUUUGAGUUAUUUUGGCCACAUACAAAAUUACCUUUAAAUGGUAGGAAA